This is a messenger RNA of Trichogramma pretiosum, 6749 nucleotides long. RefSeq names its product flocculation protein FLO11-like. Gene Ontology annotation, cellular component: nucleus. The transcript is spliced from 12 exons. Lineage: Eukaryota; Metazoa; Arthropoda; Insecta; Hymenoptera; Trichogrammatidae. Gene Ontology annotation, molecular function: transcription cis-regulatory region binding. The coding region runs from base 1051 to 4827 and encodes 1258 amino acids. Gene Ontology annotation, biological process: regulation of transcription by RNA polymerase II. The record is from RefSeq and is a predicted model, not a curated record.
AAAGUAGUCUUGAUGGGACAGCCGCGUGUGUCGCACCGCACCGUUUUCACUGCGCGCGCGCUUAGGCUCUUUACAUGUGCUUCGUGCCUGUAUAUAGCUAUAUACAAAGCGUAUAGACACGUUUAGUUUUAGUGCAAAGUUUCGUGUGUGCUCGGAAGCAUCGACUCGCGGGCGCCGAUCAUCCAAUUGGCAGUUUUUAAAUUUUGCAACGGCAGCGAAAAAAAUAUAAUCAAAUAUAAUAUAAAUAAAAUAAAAAAUUAAUAAUAAAAACCAGUGCAUCAGUGUUAAUGAUUCGACAAGGUCGAAUUUCGAUGUGUUUUUUUCUGCAGAAAUUUCGCAAUUCGUAUCAACGUGUACAACCCAUUUAAAAUAUUUGCAUUUGUUCGAUAAAUUUUUACUAAAUUGUGUAAUUAAAUAUCAAGAGCUUUUUAAUUAAAUUAAUCAAUAAUUAUAAUAAUAGCUUCAGAUAUAAUACGACACUCGAUAAAAAUCUAGUUGUGUAGUGGCUGCUAUUGCUAUUUUAAUAAUUCAUAUUAAUUAUAGCCAUCGUUGUUUUCUAUUCAUUUAAAGUGUUGUGUGCAUGUGUGUUGUGUCUCGUCGAUGAAGCAAAGCAUUUACGUCGAGUGUUUCCGCCUUGAAUGGGGAAAAUAAAAAUAAAUAUAAAUAAAAGAAAAAAUCGUGAGUGCUAUUGAAAAUGCAUCGACGAUCCUGGUGCAAUUAUAACUGUCAAAUAAUGUGCAAAUAAGUGCAAUGGCAAGCCAGUUAUAAUCGAAGCCCCCAACGAUCCAUCGAGCGACACAUCAUCCUCGUCUCCAAUCCGAGAACAUCGACGGAUAUUUACACGCACACGCGCACACGCAUACACACUAGCAUAGUGAGCCGCGUAUUCACACAUAUACGUAAUAGUGUGUACAUGCAUGUGUUGGUAAUAAUCUGUCGAGCAAAACGAGAAAAGAAGGAGGAAAGAAGAGGAAAGUUUGUUUAUACAUGAUCGCAUGGACGAAGCUGCCGGCGCGUGACACGUCUCUUCGACAAGCCUCAUUUUAAGCGAUGGACAGGGUAGAGCUACUGGGUGGCUCCUGCUUUAGCCAUGGCCCCUAUACCUUCUACAAGGGCGUGCGCCUCGCCAACGGUUUGGCACUCAAACUUGGCAGUUUCUUCCUCACGAAGCUCUGGAAUGACGCCGAUCUCGUCUGCAUCGGCGAGCUUCAACUACUCUGGAUUGAUAACCGAGGCCCCAAUACUCCUUUGGCUUCUCUGAGGCUGUAUUUCCUGCCAGAAAAUACACCGGAAGGCCGCAAGGAUACACAUGGAGAGGAUGAGGUAUUAUCCAUAUCGGAAAAGGUCGUCAUCCGUGUGCACGACUUGGCGACGUGCCUUUCCCCGGAACUCGAGUGGACUUACGGCCGAUCUAACGUCUUGCCACCAACGCCACCGUCGUCUUUGGAUGCCAGUCCAUUGCAUCCGCAAACCCUAACGAAUCCAGGUCUGGAUUUUUCCGAUGUCGAACGCCACCUCAAGGACCUCGAAUCGAACACGCUACUCACGAGACGAAGCAGCGGCAACGACUUGUUGACCCAAAACAGCCGAAAUCAGCCAAAGGUCGUCGUACUCUCUUAUGCAAGGUACUGCCGUUAUCGGGCGCUUAUACGAAGACUCGAGGGCUCCGAGUCCAAAUGGGCCAGCACAGAGAUGGCGGCGGCCCUGGGUGGUUUCUUUGCAUCAAACGACACAAAAAUACUCUUCUGCAGGGAUACAUUCGAUUAUCCAGAUCUAGAAACGCACGAAAUGCUGUGCAAUCAUUUGGCACCAAAAUUGAAAGGUCGACCAAGACGUAAACGUAAAAAGCGCGAUGUCUCGCCCGCUGGUGAAUCGAGCAAUGAAAGCGAAGCUUCUGUUGCCUCAUCUGCGACGGCAUCUACCUUCAAAGGAUUAAAUACGAGUUCGACUAUUGAGUGUCGGACUCGGCCACCUUCAAGGUCGUCUAAUGCAUCGACUCCAGUCAAAAAAGAAAAGAAAAUUGGCGUCGAAGAGAAACGAUUCGUAGCAGAAAUACAUCAGUUCAUGACCGCGCGUAAAACACCGCUCGGUAAAAUGCCAUUGCUCGGUUAUAAACAGAUUGACUUAUACAUGUUUUACACAACGGUCCAAGAACUAGGUGGCUAUGAUAAAGUCAGUGCUAAUCGCCUGUGGAAGUCAAUUUAUGACAGUUUGGGUGGUAACAUUGGAUCUACCAGUGCUGCUACGAUUACAAGAAAGCAUUAUGAAAAACUUUUGUUGCCAUAUGAAAGAAGUAAGAAAGGUUUGGAUGACGAAGAUAUCAAAACAAACAAUGGUGGCAGGCUUUCCAAAACCCCCAGUUUCGAAGCUAGUGAUGAUUACCCUGAUGUAAAGAGAGAAUGUCUAAGUCCAGGGGCUACAUCAGAAGCACAAAACUUAACAACUGAAAAAUUAUCGCCAUCACAUAUGGUUGCUCCAGAUACGACAAAUAAGUCACGAAAUGAAACUGGAAAAUCUUCCUCGUUAAGGAGUGUUCGUGUAAAAUCUGAGCGACUCAAAUCUUUGAAUACAAUGAUUGCUGGAACUCAGCAACAACAAUCAGUUCCCAAUUCGCCUACAUCACUUACAGCAAUAAGUUCCUCAAGUACGUCUUCACCGACGAGUAAUUCGCCGAUUUCUACUACACCAGCCCUUGAACGACAACUUAAUAGUCCUCUUGUUUCGAAUCAAGUUAUCCCAUCAAGUUCUCCGCCUGGCCUGCCAGUAAACGCAUCAGUAACACCAACUGCUGCAACUUUGACCCCGCUGCCCGAAAAGGACUUGAAAGAAAUGAAACUUGAUAGCAAGGGUAAAGAAAACAUCCCCCUCUACGAAAAAGAUAAACCACGCUCACCCGAAUUAGUAGACCUCGAAAACGAUGCGGAACCUUCUGUGCGCGAUAAGAUUAUCGUUCCGAUUGUUCCAAACUUUAAAAAGAGGAAGCUAGAAAUUUUGCGUGAAGGUGGCCUUGACAUAACAACUGUCGAUAACGAUAUUCGUCCAAGUGUAAUUCAACCAACGACAGUAGUGACAACCCUCAAUACUUCAAUGGCUACAUCAGCCACGGCAUCAGUAACAUCUCCAACGAACUUAUGGUCUGACAAAGCAGGCGAAAAAAGUUUCAUGCCCCCGACAAAUGCAAUUAUUCCAAAAUUGAUAAAUGUUACGGUAACUCCAGAUAUCAGUCACAUAUUGCCCCUUGAAGCUGAACAGCGCCACCAACAACGACAACAACAACAUUCUCCUAAAUUUCCACCUUCGCAACCACCAAUUUCCAAAUCGCCAACUAAUCGUGUAAUAAACGUUGGUAGUCCGCACAACUCUUCGCUUUUGCAAUUGUAUGCAGAUGCCAAUGUACCGGCGCCGCAUUCCAUUAGCGCGCAGCUCACGCAGAGGUUUGGCGCUGAAUCUGUGACUACGGCGAACGGUCGGCCUGUGCCACCGCCUAAAGUCACUCAGGGUAUAUCGAUAUUUGGUAACAGUUGUUUAAGUAGAAGAGUUUACGGAAAUCCUAAUGAAGUUGUCGAAAAAACAAGCCAUUCGUCAUUAAAUAUGUUAAACAGCUCUCCAAUUGGUUCACCUAUCAUGUACCAAGGUCCAAGUACAAGUAAUCGUAGUAGUCCACGACCUGCGGAUGUAUUAGAUCUUAGUCGUAAAACAAGCAGCCAAAGUAUCCAACAACCAGAGCUUAGUAGAGCAAAUUUAGAAAUCGUUAAGGUUCCAGUCAUACCUCGACCAAAACCACUUAAUCUUGAGAUUUCAUCGUUACGUAAAGAGCGAGAAGGCACUUCACCAAAAUUAUCCCAAGCUCCAAUAUCUGGAACGCCGCACACCUUAGCGGGACUUGAUUCCCGAUCCAAAAGUCAAUUUAUUACUGGUAAAGCUGUACCAUCUACUCGGACUACAUACACGGAUCCUCUAUUGGAAGCUCGAACAAUGGUAUCAAGUAAUUUAGAAAUCACUUUGGUUAGUCCCAGAAAAUCUGCUAAUAAUAAGUAUCCUGAACAGAACAAUUAUUCUACAAAAAACCCUGUAUCGAAUCCACCACAACAGGUGUUAACACAAAAUUCAUCUGCGCAACGUGCUAACGGAAAGUUACCUAUAAGAGUACUGAGUUCAGAAUCUCUAACCAAUUCUUACCAAUCUCGUAAAUUAUCGGGCAGCAGCAACAGUUUAAAUAAUAGUAAUAGCGGAAACAAUGUUAAUCAACGGUCGAUGCCACAUCAACAACAUCCAGUAGUUAUCCCAAAUAUUCCGAAUUUGAGUCAUCUUAGCGGAGCUAGUAAUUAUAACAAAAAAAAUCCAGAGUCGGUAAAUUAUGCACCAUCAGGAGAUAAACGAAAAUCUGAUAAUAAAGACAACCAUUACAAGAAUGAUGUAGAAAAAAAAAUAAGAGAUGACAUGCAUAGUUUAGCGACCAAGCAACAGAAUAGGGAAACUGAAGCUCGGCGACACAGUGCUCCAGUGAUGCCAAAUUAUAUGAGUUUUCCACCAACUGCCAACCCAUACUUGCAUCAGUUAGCGAGUAACAUAAUGACGCCGAACAUGUUACCUCCAAAUCAAACCGCUGCGGCUGUCGCAGCAGCUGGAAAGUUUUUGCCUAUUUUAGACCCUAUGAGUUAUCCUUACUUCAAUGGUUUGUUACCUGGUCCGCAUCUGCCUCCAUCAACUAAUUUAAUGCCAUUUUUGCCACCUGAAAUGACCGCAUAUUACAAACAUAUGUUAGCAGACACUAGUCAACAAAGGUCUGGUGGUGUACACCAACCAACCCCUCCUACAUCUAAGUAAAUUAACGAAACUACGUCUAAGCACACAGUACAGCAACGUGAUCUGUUUUAUGUUUAUAAGAGACUUGAUUUGUUGUGUAAUUCCAGAGUUGAUUCGAGAUUUGGUUCCUUUGUGAUAAAACUUUUGAAAUAUUGCUGUUAAGAUUGUUCUUAUUACAUAAUGCAAGUAUUAUGUGUUAAUAAUUUUUAAAAUGAAAUAUAAUUAAGGUCCGAGAGCGAUUGCACGCGUUUUAAAAAAGUUUUCGAAUUUUAAAAAUUGGUUUUUAAUUUAAGCUUGAUAUUAAAAAACAGUCCAUAAGAUCACAUUCAGUUUAAUUAAGAAAGACAAAUCUUAUUGAAAUGGUCACAAUUACUCAUAUUAUUUUUAAUUAAAAAUUUGUUCGAUCAAGUGUUAUAUAAAAUAAAUAACAAAUCUACAUUUAACUGAAUCAAUGAUGAAUUAAUUGAUUAAAAUUAUAAAAAUUUUUAACAAUAAUUUCAUUGAGAAAAAUCAUAGUCAAACUGUUAAAAAUUUUAAACAAAUUUAAUUAUGUUUAUAAUUAAACUGUUCUAUAACGCGAUUACUUAAAGAUGAAAGUUUAACUUAACUCAAUAUUUAAAAAAACUUAGUAAAAUACUUUGGUGAAUGCUAAUGUGUGUAUCUCGCUAUCAAUCAUUAGGUUAAUUUGAGGUACUGUAGAGCGCAUUAUAUUUCCUGACUCAUUUUCUAUGCGCAAUGUGAUAAUAUUAUGUAUUUGUACAAAGCAUGAGAAUAUAGGAUAAUCGAGUUGUAAAUUUGAACACAACUCGCACAAAUAUCCUGCGUCUCCAUUUUAUAAGUUACGUAGCCAAUUUUCGUCAACGUUGUUGACCGCCAUUACGAAAUAGAUUCAUUCAUUAUUUAAAAAAGAGUGUUUGAAAUUAUUAAGAAUUUUUAAGUGCGUAAGAAGCAUGAUUAUAAUUAUUAAAAAAAAACGAAUCAUAAUUCGUUACGAAAUGCAGACGUAAUAUGCUAUCAACGAUAAAUCAAUUGUAAAUGCGUAUUAUUAAAAAAGGACAAGUGAAAGCUAGGUUACUGGACUAGAUAAGCCUGUACAUAUUGUAUAUAUAGUUUAAAUAAAGAUAAGGCUAGUUUAAUGAAAAGUCGAAAAAAUAUAUAAAAAUAUAUAACGUUGAAAAAUAAUUUCAACAUUUUCUUAUUCUAUUUGAAUAAAUGUAAUUUUUACAAUUAUAAUUUAAUUAUAAUGAUUCAACAUUUGUUGUAUAGGCCGUCCUCAACCUUGUAGCUCACGUGUCUAGAAUGGCGAAUUCAUCGCUUAUUGAAGUUUGAAUUAAAUGUAAUGGUUUUUUUCUUAUAAAGUAUUAUUAUGAUUUUAUAUCAUAUGUUCAUAACAAAAAACUUGCUCAAAACAAUUUAUUAACUAAUUUUCGUAUACUUUUGUUAUAACUGCAUUAAGAUUUUGUUUUAACUACAUACGUUUAAACGGUCUAAGUUACUUCAAUUUAGAUCAAUUGUUGUAACAUUAUAGUUUUCGAAUUAGUGAAAUAAAAUUAUUAACAAAAUUGAUUGUGUUAAAUUUUGUUCGUACAAAGUUAAGUAUAAUCAUGUGAGAUUGAUGCAAGAUUUAAUUGUAAAAGAUAUGUGUUCAAUAUUGAUACAUUUUAUAAAGACACGUGCAGUUACUUUUUGAAUGAUUGUAUCAGAACUGUAAAUAUGCGCAAGUUUUACUGAAGAAUGAAUGCGCAAUUUUGGUUUUUUGAACGAAAUUAUUUACUAAAAAAGAAAUGAACAAUUGAGAUAAAUCGUCAUUUAUAUUGAUUUCUUCGUUGGUUUUUACGAUAAGUGCAACAUGAAAUGCACUUGUAAAGACUUUCAACUUUUGUAAUAACUCAAAAUCUAUUAAUUACUGUAACAAACAUUUACAAUAAAUAAUUACAAGACAA